AUGGACUCUUUGCCUACCGAGCUGCUGCGAUACGUCUUCGCUUACUCCGAUGCCGCGUCUGUCCGGGCUCUGCGGCGCGUAAGCCGUACCCUCGCCGAGGUUGGCUACGACUUUGUCCUGGGGCCUAACUUCCGCGCGCUCCCGUGGAGGAACGACAUCGACCGCCUCCACAACAUUGCUCUGCACGAGCGCCUGAGGGGUAAAAUCACCUCGGUGGCCCUGUGCAUGGGCGAGCUGUCGCCCUAUGAUGCCAGACAUGCUUCUAUGGCACAUCACUUCCUGAUGGACCCCGAGUCACGAGCCCAAUUGCUGCAAAGUGCCUGGAAGGAGUAUUCCGAGAUCGAGAAGCAAAGGCAAGUCGUAGGCGCCUUACAUCUCAAGACGGACGACUUGCGAGAGGCGUGCUCGGCGCUGCCCAACCUCCGCGAAUUUGUAGUCAACUUCACAGACUGCCCGUUUGACAACGAGGUCUUGGAAAAGGUGUUCCACGAGCCAAACUGCCGGAAACUCGAAUACCCAGAGGUUUACCAGAACCUGGAUGCCAUCAUCCUCGCCUUGCAUGGCAUCCAGCUCUCCUCGUUCAAGAUUGAUCGAUUCCCCCUGGAAAUGUUUGGCAAGAACCCGCACCGGCGGCACUGGUUCUCACAUGCGCAAUCCUUCAACAGUCUUUCCACGCUGCACCUCACCCUGGACCCAUCCAAACUGCAAGGCCCCAGUGCAGCUUUCAGGUCGGUCAACGGGCUGGGCGGCUUCCUGCGCCUGGCAAUCAACGUGAGCAAUCUCAAGAUUGCGUUCCACCCUUAUGCAAGGGGCAGCAUCAAGUCCAAGUUUGCCUUGUCCUUCCGGGAGUGUCUUGACGGGACAACCUUUGGGCGCCUAUCCAGCCUGAUCCUGGAGGGCAUGUCAUGCGACGAGGAUGACCUCAAGGACUUCCUGGCCAGACACGGCAAGACCUUGACACAUUUGCGACUCGGCGGCCGCGGGCUGGCCAUGCCAUGGGAGGCUUCGAAUGGCGGCAUCCACCUUUACGAAGGGACCUUCAGGUCUCUGCUUGCCGGCCUGCGGCACAGACUUCCCAAGCUGGAGAGGCUGCACCUGGAGGGUGUGCUCGAAUGCGAGCACCGCGACCUCCCCUCGCAUGAAGCAUACAACUUCUAUCCGUUGACAAACGAGGACUGGGAGGACAUUCCGCAGCCAGUCUGGGUCCGCCCCGGUCGGCGACUCAUCAAUUGCUCUCCGUUUGAGCAAUUCGUCAAGACGGGCGGACCUUAUCCGGGAGAUACCCUGAUUCAGCAGAGCUUGUGA
Messenger RNA from Microdochium trichocladiopsis, 1305 nucleotides. RefSeq lists its product as uncharacterized. Bases 1 to 1305 code for a protein of 434 amino acids. The transcript has 2 exons. The record is from RefSeq and is a predicted model, not a curated record. Lineage: Eukaryota; Fungi; Ascomycota; Sordariomycetes; Xylariales; Microdochiaceae. Gene Ontology annotation, molecular function: protein binding.